Molecule: messenger RNA, 2733 nt
Organism: Vicia faba (fava bean)
Lineage: Eukaryota; Viridiplantae; Streptophyta; Magnoliopsida; Fabales; Fabaceae
Source: the annotation of a GenBank genome assembly
AUGGAGUUCAGACCUCGUGAUUACAUAACUGAGAAUGAAUCUCACGCGCUUCCUCGCGCACGCGCCGAUGCUCAUCCUCUAUCUUCUCCACUUUCACAUCUCACACAGGUUAACGAUGAUGUGGUUGGUGGGAAUGCUGAUUUCUAUGAUCCACUGAGAGGAGGAAUUGAUAAUGAUGCAAAGUCUACCCCUCCUGAACCUGUCAAUUUGAGUGAAACUUCUGGUGAUCAGCCAAUAAAGGAGUGGACCUCUUUCAGGAGACUACUUAUGCAGAGGUUUCCUGUUUCAAAAAUGGUCUCCCUUUCUUCAAUGCCCGAUGUUUUAAUGAGAAGUGGAAAAUCACACGACAAAUCUGCAACAAGUAUGCACUUGGAGGAACUAGAUGAUCCUAAAAAAUUUGCAGACGAGGGUGUCAAGGUGAUUACUUGGCAGGAGUAUGUUUCUAGACUACACGAGCUGAAAGAUGAAAUUACCCGUUCUUGGCUCGCUGAUAACCGUGUAACAUCCUUAAAGUUAUCUAUAAAGGUUGCUAAGCUUAUGGUGGAUACAUCAGUAUCUGAGUUUUAUCCCACUCUAUUUGUCCUUGUCACAGAUAUCAUGGACAUGCUUGGGGACCUGGUUUGGAAACGCAUAAAGCAGAAAGCAGAAUUUACUGAAGACGGAGCUUUACUCUGCAACUUGGCAGAAAACUUUGAAGCCAGUGAUAUCUGUGCGGAUGCCAAAGAAACUUGCUAUAACUGGUUCAGCAAAAUUGGUGCUGUGCAAGAUCUUCUUCCACGCAUUUACUUGGAGCUGGCAAUAUUGCCUUGCCGGCGUUUUCUUCUCGACCAGCCUACAGACAGUCUCCAACGCUUAGUGAUGAUGACAAGAGGAUUAGGAGAUCCCGUGGCAUCUGCAUAUUGCCGUCUAUAUAUGGCUCAUUGUGCUCAGAAGCUGCCAUCACAUGACAUAGGCUAUCUUGUUACUUGUGUUAAUGAUCUCAAAGUUAUUUUGACACAAACCUUAGCUACCAAUGAAAGAAAUCUGGGAAAUUUCCAAAAUAACAAAAAAUUGCAAAUCAGUCUGAUGGAACCAACCAUUGAGUACAUUAUGAAGUGUAUAUUUAUUGGAUUAUCUCAGAGACGAGUCAAUGAAGUUCUACCAGAGCUUGGAUUAAUGAAGAAUCAACAAAAUUUUGGGACUGUUUCAUGUGUUUCGCUGGUUCUUCAUCAUUUAUUGAAGGAACUCCCUAUUGAAGUAGUCAGUUCAAAUGUUGUGCAUAUCCUUCAUCUCAUUGAAUUUAACAAUGAUAAUUCCUUUCAUCAGCACCUGAAUUACAGAUUGCUUGGGUUCAGGCUGUAUGAAGGGAAGUGCCCAGUUGACAUUGUUAAUGCUGUGUUAGAUAAAGUUAUGCAGGUUAUUGCGACGUACAAGAGUCUUGAUGAGUACCUGAAAGUCAUAGAUGCUUAUGCCGAUCUUAUACUUCAGAAUCACAUGGAUAAUCAUUUGGACAUCAUUUUGAGAGGCAUUUCAGAGCGUGCUUUGAAUGGAGGAGUUACAAUAGAUGAAAUGUCAAGCUUGCAAUCUCUUUUGGUGAAGUUUCUGUCUCAUUUUGAGUGUUUGGAAGAUGUGUUUUGUCUGAAUCAUUUUCCUGAAAUCUUGGAUAUAUUGCAUGGGAAAUCUCAGGAUGUUGUCUUUUUGCACAUCCUUAAUAUGGCGACAAGCAGGAGUGGCCGUAUUAGGGAUCCGACAAGAAUACAGUUGCUUUUUGAAAUUUCUCGGACUCUACAUGAUAAUAUGGAAUUUAUAAAUGCCAAGAAUGAUGAUAGCCAAGUGACACGUUCAGUAUCUCGCUUUGUGUACAUGGUUGAUUAUGGAGCAGUGAUGGAACACCAUUUAGCAUUUCUGGUUGAUUGCCGAGCAUCUUUUGGCAGAUUCAAUGAGCUUAAGGAAACUCUCGUUCACUCCAGCAAUUCUUUAGCAAUUCAGUCUUUGCAAUGUGCUAAGAAAGAUUUGAGUUUUUUCAAGUCAUGUGUCACAUUUAGCGAAGUCACAAUACCUUCUAUCUCUGGUCAGAGACAAUUUGAUCUUUUUCUAGAGACUGCAGAGGUAGCAUUCUUAGGGGGAUUGGUUUCUCAUGUAGAUGGAUUAAUUGAUUCAGGAAUCAGGUGUUUGCAUAUCUUGGACAGAGUUGAUGGCUUUCGGACUUCAGCUGAUAUUGAAGGACUAGUUUCAUCUAUUAGAAAGCUGUGUGGCUUCUUAAUUAUGGUCCCAGGUAAUAUUAGUCUACCGGUUACCUAUUUCCCAAAUAACUUAUUUUCAUUGAUCAGCUCCCAAUCAUGGUUUGACCCAAAAAUGAAGACACAGAUUUUUUCUGCUAUCAUAUUAUUAUUGACAACUUUAUCGCAAAAGACUCUGCCAUAUCAUGCAAAUAAACAGAUGCCUGGCAAUGACAUGUUAUAUUAUGGGGAUUCAUCUUACAAGCAAGAACUCGAGUCUUUGUCUAAGGUUGUUCUUGAGAACCUACUUUGUGCCGUUCAACAAGAACCUUCCCAGGCUGCUCGAGGAAGUAUGGCACUCGAAGCUUGCAAUUGCAUUGCAUCAUCUUUCAUGCAAAGCAAUGAAUUGUCCUCUAUUUGCCAUACACUGAUUGGAACAGCAAAGUCAUGUUUGAGUGUCCAAGACAGAUGCCUCCAGUCAACCAUUCGACUUAUAAACAACCAAUUGCCAACUUUGGCAGGGGCCGUGGUGUGA